ACAGCGCGUUCCCACACGUGGCUCGUUCCCAAACGGCGCUUCGCUCCUUCCCUUAAAUCUGGAUCUCUGCUACCUGCGAGCCCUGCGCUCAGCCCGGGGAGACCUGCAGCUCCACACGCCGAAUCAGCACCACCUGAACCUGAGGAUCUACACAGUGAAGCAUGCCUUCAGUGCCCCCCAGCAAAGAGAAUGGACCCUCCAGUCCUGUCUGCCCCUUCACUGGCAAGAACGCUGCCAACAGUGCAAGCAAGGUGCAAAACCAGGACGUUGUGGACGCAGCCAUCCAGCUAAACCGAGACAAGGUGGCCAGCGAGAGGAAGUGGAUCCGUCCUGACCUGAGCAGCAAGUGCACCUGGAGGCUCGGAGCACCGCAGACAGACUCCCCUCACACCCACCCACCCAGGAUACAUGCUUCCAGCAUCUUACCCAACAUCCUCCAAGGAAUUGGAGACACGCCCCUUGUGCGCAUCAACAAGAUCACCAAGACAUUCGGCCUCAAGUGUGAGAUGUUGGCGAAGUGCGAGUACUUCAACGCCGGCGGCAGUGUGAAGGACAGAAUCAGCUUGCGGAUGGUGGAAGAUGCAGAGAGAGCGGGCAUCCUCAAACCUGGAGACACUAUUAUUGAGCCCACAUCUGGAAAUACUGGUAUUGGCCUUGCUCUGGCUGCAGCUGUGAAGGGCUACCGCUGCAUCAUCGUCAUGCCUGAGAAGAUGAGUUUGGAGAAGGUGGAUGUACUGAGAGCCCUGGGGGCUGAGAUCGUCCGUACCCCUACCAGCGCCCGUUUCGAUUCGCCCGAGUCCCAUGUGGGCGUGGCCUGGCGCCUGAAGAACGAAAUUCCCAACUCACACAUCCUGGACCAGUAUCGUAAUCCCAGCAACCCUCUGGCUCACUACGACACCACCGCUGAGGAGAUCCUGGAGCAGUGUGAUGGAAAAGUGGACAUGCUGGUGGCAGGAGCUGGCACAGGGGGCACCAUCACCGGCAUCGCUCGCAAGCUGAAGGAGAAAUGCCCCAACAUUAAGAUCAUUGCUGUGGACCCAGAGGGAUCGAUUCUAGCUGAGCCAGAUGAGCUGAACCAGACAGAUAAGACACAGUAUGAGGUGGAGGGCAUCGGCUAUGAUUUCAUCCCUACUGUACUGGACAGAACAGUUGUAGACAGCUGGUACAAGACCAAUGAUGAAGAGUCCUUUGCUAUGGCUCGCAUGCUCAUCAGAGACGAGGGGCUGCUGUGUGGUGGUAGUUCAGGCACUGCCAUGGCAGCAGCAGUAAAGGCAGCCAAAGAGCUGAAGGAGGGACAGCGCUGUGUGGUCAUCUUACCCGACUCCAUCCGCAACUACAUGUCCAAAUUCUUGAGUGACAAAUGGAUGUUCCAGAAGGGCUUUCUAACAGAAGAGGACAUCAUGGUUAGCAAGCCUUGGUGGUGGAAUCUUAGGUUACAGAGUUUGAAUCUCUCUGCUCCCCUCACUGUUUUGCCCACAGUAACCUGUCAAAAAACCAUCAAGAUCCUGAAAGAAAAGGGAUUUGACCAAGCUCCAGUCGUCAAUGAGUCAGGGGUGAUUCUUGGUAUGGUGACCUUGGGGAACAUGUUAGCUUCAGUGCUAGCUGGAAAAGUCAAGCCCUCAGACCCUGUCAGCAAAGUGCUCUACAAGCAGUUUAAACAGAUUCGGCUGACUGAUAACAUGGGGAAGCUCUCUCGGAUCUUGGAGACGGAUCACUUUGCCCUGGUGGUGCACGAACAGAUUCAGUUACCAUGUCAAAAGUUUGAGCACACCUCUUCUCAUUCAAUAUAUUUGACAGACGGAUCCACCACUCUGAAGCAGAUGGUGUUUGGAGUAGUGACAGCUAUUGACCUGCUGAACUUCGUAACCGCCCGUGAGAAACGAGAGCGUUCAGUGUCUGAAUGCACAGACGAACUGUGAUGGGCUCUUUCUCUUUACUCUUCCAGUCUCUGAAAGGAAUGGUUUAUCCAAAACUAAAUAUUAAAUUUUACAUUUUUGCUAUCAUACUCUGAAUUAUGGUUAUCAGAUUAACUUAACUAUGGUUCUAAGCUCAAAAACAACACCAACUGUGACUUUUUUCUUGCAUUAUUUAAUAAUGUAAUAAUUUGAGGUCCAUCUUUAAGCUUAAGCUAUUUUAGAUUUUAUUUUGUGUAAAGAACUCUAAUAGAAGACUAAUAGAAGAAAACUAAUUAAAAUUGUAAUUUCAAAUAAAUUCUAUGUAAUUCUCUGAGAGGAUUUGUUGUUGUUCAACAUGUUGGUUGAUAUACAACAAGAAAAGACCAGUAAAGAAAACCCGUAACCAGUGUAAGAAAAACCUUGUACAAAGGCAAUGCAUAAAGAAUAAAGAGUAAAUACAUUUUA
Astyanax mexicanus (Mexican tetra) is the source of this 2360-nucleotide messenger RNA. RefSeq names its product cystathionine beta-synthase a (gene cbsa). The transcript is spliced from 16 exons. Gene Ontology annotation, cellular component: cytoplasm. The record is from RefSeq and is a predicted model, not a curated record. Lineage: Eukaryota; Metazoa; Chordata; Actinopteri; Characiformes; Acestrorhamphidae. Gene Ontology annotation, molecular function: cystathionine beta-synthase activity; cysteine synthase activity. Bases 162 to 1919 code for a protein of 585 amino acids.